UAUUGAUAAAAAUGAAUUUAGUUUACAAAAGGAGAGAGUUAAUCUGGUAUUGCACGAAAGAAGUCGGAAAAAUGUUGACGAAAUUAUUUUAAAUCUUUUAGAAUUGUAUGUACGUCAUAAAUGGACAAAAGCGAGCUUACGUGAUACUCUAGCAAUGUUACGAAAAAUUCUUCCUCAAGGUAAUCAAUUGCCUAAAUCGCUGUUUAAACUAUUUAAAUACGUCCAAGACCGUACACCUUCAUUUAAUGUUAUUAAACACUUUUACUGUAAAAAGUGUUUGUACUAUAAUGGUAUUAAAUCUAAAAUUAACAAGUGUUUUUCGUGCAAUACUGACAAAAGCGACAUUUCAUUCUUCUUUGAAAUCGAUAUUUGUGAACAAUUGAAAUUUAUGUUUGAGAACCUUGACCUAUCCGCGAAAUUGAAACCAUCAUCAUUAGAUUGUGAUAAAAAUAUAAUAACUGAUAUAACUGACAGCUCUGAAUAUAUUAGAGUCAACUCUCGAGAUAAUAGAAAAAAAUACGAUUUAACAUUGAUAUUAAACACAGAUGGCCUUUCUUUGGCUAAAAGUUCCAAGAGUCACUGUUGGCCAUUAAUCUUUGUAAUUGCUGAAUUGCCGAAAUAUCUUAGAGAGACAUAUAUGCUUAUGAUAGGCCUUUGGUACGAUGAAAACUGUAAACCAUCAAUGAAUACAUUUUUACAACCAUUCUGUUCAAAACUGCAAAAAUGUUUCGAUGAUGGCAUUUGUUGGACUCAUCCUGAGACAGGAGAAAAGAUUAUUUCUAAAGUUGUAGCACCUUUAAUUAUAGCUGACGCACCGGCAAGAGCCCAACUUCAGAAUAUUGUUAAUUUUAAUGGUAAAUAUGGUUGUAAUAUCUGCGAAAUUAAGAUGAAAAAAUGUAAGAAAAUCCGUGCAGAAAAAUGCUAUCGUAUAUAUCCUUUUAAUAAAAAUACUAGUAAACUUAGAAGUAGCUACAGAAUGCAUAAACAAGCUGAAAAAGUACGUAAUUCGGAUGCAAAUAAUAUAAAAGGCGUAAAAGGAAAUUCUAUUAUCUCAACUUUACCUUUUAUUGACUUAGGAACAUGUGUAAUACCAGAAUAUAUGCAUUCUGUGUUACUAGGAGUGACACGACAGUUUAUAGAUUUGUGGUUUAAUAAAAAAGGGCCAUGGAAUAUAAAGAAAUAUACUAAAGGCAUUGAUAAGUUCUUAUUAAACAUUCAACCACCGCAUAUCUUUCACAGAAUGCCACGAUCUAUAACGCUCGCUAAAUUUUAUAAAGCAUCAGAAUAUUAUAAUUGGAUGUUAUUUUAUUCGCUUCCAACAUUAGUUAACUACUUGCCAGAAAAAUACUUUCAACAUUGGCUCCUUCUUGUUAAAGCAUUAUUUAUCUUGCUUAAAGAUUCUAUUAAAAAAGUAGAAAUUGAAAUAGCACAAGAAUGUUUAAAAUUAUUCGUAAAAAAAACUAAACUUUUGUAUAGUGAUCGUGAAUUAACAUAUAAUAUGCAUCAGCUUUUACAUCUUGCUCUCAUUGUAACGCGAUGGGGUCCUUUAUGGGCUACGUCGGCAUUUCCUUUUGAAAAUUUUAAUGGAUUCCUGGCCAAUAGUGUUCAUGGCCAAAAGCAUAUGGGUCAAGAAAUUAUUAAUAAUUUAUGUAUUAUUCAAAGUAUACAAAUAUUUAAACAUCAAGUUGCGGAAAAAAAACUAAUAUAUUUAAUAAUAAAAAAACUCAAACGAUGGGUACAAGAAUAAAUACUGAAUUAAAUAAGGCUGAAAAUGAAUUAUUAAAAUCUAAUGGUUUAGAUCCAACGAG
This is a messenger RNA of Vollenhovia emeryi, 1808 nucleotides long. RefSeq lists its product as uncharacterized. The record is from RefSeq and is a predicted model, not a curated record. Lineage: Eukaryota; Metazoa; Arthropoda; Insecta; Hymenoptera; Formicidae. Bases 155 to 1747 code for a protein of 530 amino acids. The transcript has a single exon.